Messenger RNA from Durusdinium trenchii, 2103 nucleotides. NCBI's taxonomy places the organism in Eukaryota, Dinophyceae, Suessiales, Symbiodiniaceae. The record is from the annotation of a GenBank genome assembly.
AUGGAAGCCGAGCACAGGAAGCGCGAGCGCAUGCUGGCACGCGCGGCUGCGCGUUCUGUGAGCUCUUCUCACAACAUGGAGAGCGAUGGGAACACUCGGGUAUGCCCGCCUGCAACAGGUACUUUGGAUGUUCCAUCUGCUGCAGAUCUCAUGCUGCUGGAAGACCAAGCCAAUGCUGCAAAGUUCCGAGAGAUCCGAGCCCUGGUGGCUCAAGACAUUGCUAACAUGUGCCAGUACAACGCAUCGGUGGAGGAGCACAACAGGAGGCUCUGCGAGGGUCACAUGGAGAAGUUUUGCCGUAUCUCCUUGGCAAUCGACAAGUCCUUUGCUGAUGUGAAGCUGGACACCUCUUUCCGGCAGGUGGAUGUGAAUCAGAUCCACACAGUGCUCUAUGUGGACUGUACGAAGUUGGGGGUGCUUCAGCAGCAAGAAAUAAACACCAUCGGCGACCUUGCGGAGAAGCACUUGUCCCGGAAUCCUGCUCGCUCGGUGCUUGUGUUGAUUCCUCCGCUUUUGGUGGGGAGCGAUGCAGCUGGAUCCCUCAGAGCAGUCAACAGGAGGCUCGAAGACAAACUCCUCGCAAACAAAGUGGAUUUGAGGGCCUUCACCCUCAACAUCAGUUUGGAUGAGGUCCACAAAAACAGAGAUUUGCCAUCAGCUUUCGUUUGCUGGCUUGGUGUCCUGGACAUCACACUACCGUCGCGUGGAACUGCACACCGAGCUGUACGGGGUGGAAGUGCAGAGAUUGAUUCCGCUGCAGACAUGUUCCCGCCAGCACUGAAUGAGAAGGAUUUCGUCAUUCCUUCCAACGACCUCGUAUUGUCUCACGAUUGCCGCCGGAACCUGACAGAUCUGCAAGAGACAGCCCAGUGGCUGGGGGGUGUCAACAUCCCUGUGGCCAUAUUGAAGCAGCUAUUUGGACAUAUCAAAGGCAAUCAUUGUGUGAUGAUUCUGAACCCUACCACGUAUGAUGGGACAGUGGAGCUUGCAGCGAUGCAGCUGGGUUACGAGUGUGUUGGAUUCACCAGCAACGAGGCAUACCACAAGACUUCCAAGCAAAUUGUGAAGAAUCACCUCAUGCAGGCGUGGAGAAGCGGCCAGCCACCUAUGGAUCGCACUACACCCAAGUAUCGGAAGGAGAUUUGCCCUGAAGACCUACCAAGGGUCAAUGAAAAACCACAGUUCCGCAUCUGCCAGUUGAGCGCAGACGGGAAGUUCACACUUCCUGCAGACAUUAGGUCGCAGUGGAUGUCAGAUGCAGUGUGGGGCCCAGAAUGGCGAGACAUUGUGAAGCAGUUUGACAAGCAAUGGUCAGGGCAGGAGACCUCGCCUGCUACUCCAGGUGCAACACCAAGCCCGCCAAAGCCAUCUUCACAUCCUCAGAAGAAGGAGGACGAGGAUGCCAAGAUGGAGCCCAACUUUGACUGGGCUGUUACCUUCAAGAAUGAGCCUGAGACACUCGAGGCCUUGAAGAGCAAAGUGAGUGAUUGUGUAGAGAUCCCUGGAGGUCCGGCAUAUCAGUUUGUCAUGGCAGGAUCCAAGCUGUACAUUGCAGCUACUGAUGCACUACAUUUGACGGCCACCAGUGCGCCCAUCCUCACACAUGGAGCAGGGGCAUGGCUUGUUGGGGACAAGGCCAAGAAGAGCUUGGAGAGUGCACCAGACCGCGGCUUUGUUUGCGCAUUUGUCAGUGACUCGCACCAGGUCAUCCUUGAGGAGGGGAAUUCUGAUUCUGGGCUGCUCACUCUACGAAGUGCAAUUCAGAAGAUCGAGGCUGCUGGACACGUUGAUUUUACACUGGGAGGGCAUACUUGCCAAAGACCUUCCUCAGUUCAGCAAGGCAAAGCAGAUGAUCACUUUGAGAUUGGUCCAGACACUUCCAGCACCUUGCUGUGGCGACCGCACAAUGUGCCUUCCAAAAACGUGAAAGCAGCCAACCUAGCAUCGCAGUUCACGGCUCAAUCCUUGGAGCACAGCCCUUUGUACAUGGUUUGGCGUGUGCGCUUCUAUCCUAUGGAAAAGUGCUUGGCGGCAGCGAAGCCAUUGUGGUUUCUGCCAGCAGAUCUUCGCUUGACCAAAGGUGCUGUCCAAAGGCUCCUGUGA